AUGGUCGAGCGACAGAUCCCCCCAACGAAGACAACGCAACUGGUCACGCCUCAGCAACCCGUCCAAACGCAGCUGGUGUGCAAGAACGAGAUCACCGAUUGUGACGUUGACACCAAAGCUGAAUUACCAGGCACUGUCGACGUCUCCGUGAAGCCCUUGUGUGCCGCCGGUACGCCUGUGGUCCAUUCGAAACCACGCGUCACCGAGACCGAGAGAGCUGCCGCCGACUCCGCCAGCCCGCGGCCUGGUCUUCUUGCGUUGGUCAAGACCUUCUUUUGGAAGAUCAAAGACAGCCUGACUGACGUUCACCAUGGCUCUGCCGCCAUGACGCCAUCCGCUCAGCUCAACGUGACCAGUCCUAGCCAGGGUCCGCAGUCCAAGCACGACGACGCGAUACUUGGCAUGGCGAAAACGGCAGCCGACUCCUCAUGUGUUGCUACACGCGCCCAUGUUGACGCAACGACUUUCGCUGAUCAACCGCAGGAGCGUCGUGUUCUUGAUCAAGCAAGCGCGCCUAUCAAGCUUGUCAAAGAAGAUACGCCAGGUCAAUCCCCUCCUCCACGGUUUUGGUCCGCUGCUAAUCUUCACACAGCGACUGUCAGAAUGGCGGUUGAUGACCAAGCGGACGAUAUUUCGCCUAUGCGGACAGACGUAGGCCGACUUCGGCCUGCCGUUAACACGACAGACAACGCGGAUGUGCACAGCGAGACACACGAGCUGCUCCCCUUCGACAAAAUCAUUGGUCACCGUCAAGACCCCCGGACCGAGACCUUAUUUCAAAUGCGAGUGCGCUGGAAGAACGGCAGUCUGACAUGGGAGCCUGAAGCGCAUAUCCAAAAAUGCGCUGACCAGCAUCUUUUCUCAUAUUGGAAUGGGGAGAAGGGCAAACGCAUAGGCGCCAUGGCCGACAAGUACCUAUGGCACGUUCUUGAGGUUAAAAGGCAUAAGCGAACGUCUCAUGGCAACGUAUACCUAUACAUUUCUUGGAUCGGGUCUCCUGAGCGAUCGUGGGAGCCUGAGAGUCGCAUGAUGCAUUUCGCGCAGGCAAUUGUGGAGGACUAUUGGAUUGCCAUAGGCGGACGCGAUAAGGUAGUGACAUCGGUGGCUGGGAGGCCGAAAAGACAUCGUCGCCGAUUUCGAAACGCGGCAGCGGCUCUGGAGACAGCAGUUAACGCGCAGACGAGCGGAAUGAGGCCAGAAAGGUCAACAGCAUGGAAAAGAGACUAUCAUGGUCAUCCGAGGCUUGUUGAGGUGGCGGAUGAGGUGGCGCUAGCGGCGUUGGAAGUCGAGACGAAGGCCCCGAGGACUGAGCGCGUCACACACGAAAGUGGACAGCCAGCGAACACCACCCACAUACAGCCGCCAAGGAAGCGCCGUCGUUUAUCAUGA
Colletotrichum destructivum is the source of this 1389-nucleotide messenger RNA. Its product is annotated as Putative chromo/chromo shadow domain, Chromo-like domain superfamily protein. NCBI's taxonomy places the organism in Eukaryota, Fungi, Ascomycota, Sordariomycetes, Glomerellales, Glomerellaceae. The record is from RefSeq and is a predicted model, not a curated record. The coding region runs from base 1 to 1389 and encodes 462 amino acids. The transcript has a single exon.